AUGGGUGCCAAUCCAGUAUUCGCAGUUACAGUGUUCUUCAUUCUCUUUCGAGAAUGUUUGGAAACAACCGUGGUUGUUUCCGUUCUGCUGGCCUUUCUGAAGCAGACCCUGGGAAAUGAAGAAGACAAGACGACGUAUAAAAGGCUCGUCAAACAAGUUUGGCUGGGAUGUGCAUUGGGUGUCGGUAUCUGUCUGGCGAUCGGCGCCGGCAUGAUCGGUGCCUUUUAUGGCCUCGGCACUGAUACCUUCUCCGCCACGGAGGAUAUCUGGGAGGGCGUACUGGGUAUCAUUGCAGCGAUCAUCAUCACCAUCAUGGGUGCCGCCCUGCUGCGGGUCUCCAAAAUCCAAGAGAAGUGGCGCGUUAAGCUGGCCAAGGCUUUGAGCCAUGAACGUAACCCCAAUGAAUCUUCGGGGGGACGGAUCAAGCGCUGGUCUGAAAAAUAUGUGAUGUUUAUGCUACCUUUCAUCACCGUCCUGCGUGAAGGCCUCGAGGCAGUCAUCUACGUGGGUGGUGUUGGCCUGGGUCUUCCCGCCUCGUCUUUCCCGUUGGCGGUGUUCUGCGGCUUGCUCGCAGGAUUCGUGGUUGGAUACAUUAUCUAUCGCGGCGGUCGCGAAACAUCGAUGCAAAUCUUCUUGAUCAUCUCCACUUGCUUCUUAUACUUGGUAGCCGCUGGUCUCUUCUCGCGCGGUGUCUGGUUCUUGGAAAACAAUACUUGGAACCACAAGGUGGGCGGAGACUCUGCCGAGACCGGCUCUGGUCCGGGAUCGUACGAUAUUGACCAAAGUGUGUGGCAUGUCAACUGCUGCAAUCCUCUCAUCGGUGGUGGUGGUGGCUGGGGUAUCUUCAAUGCUUUAUUUGGCUGGACCAACUCGGCGACUGUGGGAUCCGUUCUCGCAUAUAACUUUUACUGGAUCGCUGUGAUGGUCGGCUAUGGCCUGAUGAUGUGGCGCGAGCGCAACGGACCUCUGCCAUACCUGGACCCGGCCGUGAAGAAGCUCGCGCGAAGCAAGGGUCGGGCCAAGGCAUUUGUGUUCCGCACCAAGUGGGAUGAGCCUUAUUCGGAUGAACCUGCCACUGCUGGACCGUCUCGCAUCCAGGGAGACAAUCUCGAAGCCGGCGUGCUGCACAACGAGAAAAGUGCUGGCACAGCUGUGUCCACUGUCGCUCGACCCUAG
Messenger RNA from Penicillium oxalicum, 1176 nucleotides. RefSeq names its product FTR1 family protein. Gene Ontology annotation, biological process: iron ion transmembrane transport. The transcript is spliced from 4 exons. Gene Ontology annotation, molecular function: ferrous iron transmembrane transporter activity. Lineage: Eukaryota; Fungi; Ascomycota; Eurotiomycetes; Eurotiales; Aspergillaceae. Gene Ontology annotation, cellular component: plasma membrane; high-affinity iron permease complex. Bases 1 to 1176 code for a protein of 391 amino acids. The record is from RefSeq and is a predicted model, not a curated record.